Molecule: messenger RNA, 741 nt
Organism: Limulus polyphemus (Atlantic horseshoe crab)
Lineage: Eukaryota; Metazoa; Arthropoda; Merostomata; Xiphosura; Limulidae
Product: histone H2A.V-like
Exons: 5
Coding region: 95-481 (128 amino acids)
Cellular component (GO): nucleosome
Molecular function (GO): protein heterodimerization activity; structural constituent of chromatin; DNA binding
Source: RefSeq, a predicted model, not a curated record
UUGUACUUGUGACGCCAAGAAUUUCGCGCGUGAAACGUUUAUUCCAGGGUUUUGAUUAACAAAGGAGUGUUGCUAGAAAGAAAUUUAGUUACAGAUGGCUGGUGGAAAAGCAGGGAAAGAUUCUGGAAAAGCAAAGGCAAAGGCCGUAUCUCGAUCGGCUAGAGCCGGUUUACAGUUUCCUGUGGGAAGAAUUCAUCGUCACUUGAAAAGUAGAACAACCAGUCAUGGUCGAGUGGGUGCUACAGCAGCUGUUUACAGUGCUGCAAUUUUAGAAUACUUGACUGCUGAGGUACUGGAAUUGGCUGGAAAUGCUAGCAAAGAUCUCAAGGUUAAAAGGAUAACACCCCGUCAUCUUCAGUUAGCCAUCCGUGGAGAUGAAGAGUUGGACUCACUGAUCAAGGCUACUAUUGCUGGUGGAGGUGUUAUUCCUCACAUUCACAAGUCCUUGAUUGGAAAGAAAGGAUCCCAGAAAACAGGAUAAAGAAGAUUUUCUUUUUUUUUUCUUCUUUUUUCAAAGUUUACCAACAAUCGUUUGUCAUUUAAAUAUCAGUGUUAUUCAUCAAUACUCCUCAGUGUGCUCAAUCAUUUUUUUAAAUCUGCACUUUUAUCACAAUGCAAGUCACUGUGUUCAUAUGCAAGUGUAUAAUUUUACAUUUUCUAAGUUCAGGUUAUACUUCUGUGUGUUCAUGUAACAUAACCACAGUACCAGUCACUAUUGUUAAUUAAAAUGAUUUUAUGGAA